Paramisgurnus dabryanus is the source of this 2138-nucleotide messenger RNA. RefSeq names its product solute carrier family 18 member 2 (gene slc18a2). Gene Ontology annotation, biological process: transmembrane transport; aminergic neurotransmitter loading into synaptic vesicle; xenobiotic transport. Gene Ontology annotation, molecular function: xenobiotic transmembrane transporter activity; serotonin:sodium:chloride symporter activity. Gene Ontology annotation, cellular component: terminal bouton; synaptic vesicle membrane. NCBI's taxonomy places the organism in Eukaryota, Metazoa, Chordata, Actinopteri, Cypriniformes, Cobitidae. The record is from RefSeq and is a predicted model, not a curated record.
UCUGCUUUGACUUGUCAUGCCACUUGGCGUUUAGUCUUGUAUAAAAUAUAAAGUAAAACAUCAAUCUUAACAAGUGUUGUACUUUUACCUGGAUGAACAACUGAGCCUGUCAACAUCACCCAGAGCGCACGCCAUUUGAGUUCUCACAGCGUGACGUCAAACACCAGUCAAGCAACUAAAACGCUCCGCAUCCCGCGUGCCUUUCACCCGGGAUCUGAUAGCACAGCUCAAUGCAAAUGCGCUUAUAAGCAGGACCUUUCUCUCUCUUGCUGUUGGAUUUUAUAAAAUGGGACUAUUUGAUGCUCUUAGAGAUUUUAGUUUAUUGACAUGGCUAAGAGAAGAAAAACAGUCUCGGAGGUUGAUUCUGUUGAUCGUUUUUAUUGCUUUGCUGUUGGACAAUAUGCUGUUGACGGUGGUCGUACCUAUUAUUCCCAGCUACCUGUACACAGUGGAUGACGAAGCCUCCCAGGCAGCCCAGAAUCACUCCAUCUCCUCUCUUACCCCAACCGGCACUUUUCAGAGCAUCGUGUCUUUGUAUGAUAACUCAACACGCCUGACUGGCUUCAGUCCGCAAAUGAGCACGGCCAGCCUGUUGACCUCAGCCCCUCCUUCUGUCACCCCCCCUCAAAACCACUCCGAUUGCCCAAAAGCAGACGACCAGCUCCUGAAUGAGAACGUCAAAGUGGGUCUGUUGUUUGCCUCUAAAGCAACAGUACAGCUCAUCACCAACCCAUUCAUAGGACCUCUCACCAACAGAAUAGGCUACCAGAUCCCGAUGUUUGCUGGUUUCUGCAUCAUGUUUGUUUCAACGCUCAUGUUUGCGUUUUCAUCGAGCUAUACUCUGCUGUUUUUGGCCAGAUCUCUGCAGGGUGUCGGUUCCUCGUGUUCUUCUGUAGCAGGUAUGGGGAUGCUGGCUAGUGUUUACACAGACGAUGAGGAAAGAGGAAAUGCUAUAGGAAUUGCCUUAGGAGGUCUAGCCAUGGGAGUUUUGGUUGGCCCUCCAUUCGGCAGUGUCAUGUAUGAAUUUGUCGGUAAGACGGCCCCGUUCCUCAUCCUGGCUGUGCUUGCAGUUCUAGAUGGAGCUCUGCAACUCUUUGUAUUUCAGCCAUCAAAGGCUGAACCAGAGACCCAGACAGGAACUCCACUGUUGACCCUCAUGAAAGAUCCUUACAUUCUCAUUGCAGCAGGUUCCAUUUGUUUUGCUAACAUGGCUAUUGCUAUGCUGGAACCAGCGCUGCCCAUCUGGAUGAUGGAAACAAUGUGUCCAAGGAAAUGGCAGCUAGGGGUUGCAUUCGUGCCAGCCAGCAUCUCAUAUCUUAUAGGGACCAACAUCUUUGCCGUUCUGGCUAACAAAAUGGGGAGAUGGCUGUGUUCACUCAUCGGUAUGCUGCUAGUUGGUCUCAGCAUACUCUGCGUGCCUUUUGCAAAAGACAUAUACGGACUCAUUGUGCCAAACUUUGGAGUUGGAUUUGCAAUCGGUAUGGUGGACUCUUCAAUGAUGCCCAUCAUGGGUUAUCUAGUAGAUCUGAGGCAUGUGUCUGUGUAUGGUAGUGUGUACGCUAUUGCUGAUGUUGCGUUCUGCAUGGGCUUUGCUUUAGGUCCAUCAGCAGGUGGAGCGAUCGCACGGAGUAUUGGCUUCCCAUGGCUCAUGACCAUUAUUGGUGUGAUCGACAUCCUGUUCGCUCCACUAUGUUUUUUCCUGCGAAAUCCUCCUGCCAACGAGGAAAAGAUGGCCAUUUUGAUGGACUCCAGCUGGUCAAUGAAGACGCGUUCCUACUCCACCCAGGGCUCCAGCUACCAAAUGGGUGACGAUUUGGACCCCGAGAGCCCUGAAUAAGCCCCGUCACUGCCAGCGCCCAUGUAUGUCAACUUGAGCAUCUAUUUUGUUGUAUGAAAGAGAAAAACAACAGACUUUAAAGAAAACCACAAUGCCGAUAUGUAAAAAUAUCCGAUACCUGUCCCACGCUUGUCCUGUGGCUCUGAUGGUCAUGCUCUACUGAAGCAAACCAAAGCUGUUCUCAUUAAUGUUUGUUCUCAGUGGGAGAAAUGAAGUAUCUACCCAACAGCCUUAUCAAUAUGCAUAACACUUGCAUGUGAUUCGAGAGCAGGAUUUGAAGAUAAAGAGAAGCAAACAUUAA